AUGGCCAAGAAACUCCAUUUGGCUAGCCUCUUCUAUUUGGCUUCAAACUGGCCUGUAAUUUCCGGUUUUUUGCAAUCAAAAGCUCCCGUUCAUGCGUCAUGGUCAUUGGAUGGCAAAACGAGUCAACAACAACUUGGUCACUCCUCGAGACAGUUCCAAUUGAAUCUGGUCCCAAAAACCAAGGAGGAGACUGCCUUUAUUCGAGAAUGCCUGCUUGAAAAUGCUUUGUUUUCCUCCAUGUCAGAGCUGUCGCUUCAAAAUCUCAUUGAAAAUUUUGAAAAGGCCGAAGGAGGAAAGGGAGAAGUCAUUACAAGACAGGGGGAGCCUGCUGACAACGGUUUUGUCAAUUUAGUUGCCGAAGGAACAUGUAAGGUGUUUGUUGAUGAAAAGGAAGUACCAGAACCCUUCAACAUCCUGAAAGCUGGAACUUGA
Molecule: messenger RNA, 432 nt
Organism: Cylindrotheca closterium
Lineage: Eukaryota; Bacillariophyta; Bacillariophyceae; Bacillariales; Bacillariaceae
Source: the annotation of a GenBank genome assembly